AUGUCGGGCCAUGUGAGCAACAUCAGCUCUGGCGGCUACAGCCACCGGAAAGGUGGCUGUGACAUGCAGAGUACACCAGUGCACCCCGCAGCAGCCACACAAGUGCCUUGCAUGAAUCCCAUAGAGCGUGAGACUGAGCAAGCGCUGGCCAUUCAGCGCCAUCAGCAAACCGUCAACAUGGCGGAGCGGGAGCGCAUGCUGCUUGAACAGCAGGUGAACCUGGUUUUGCCGGCGCGUCAAGCGCAGCUGCAGCAGUCGCAGCAGGCGCUGAAGGAUCAGCUGCUUCAGAUGAAGCUGCAGCUCUUCACGAACCAGCAGCAGCAGCAGUCUACCAGCAACAUGGACAUGGAAUACCUGCGAAAUGAAAUGGUGGCGAUGCGCGGCGCUCUCUCCUCGAUGAGCAUGAACUGCACCUCUAGCAGCGACCCUGGCCUGCCAAGGCGGAAGCCCCACAAGCCGCAGCAGCGGAAAGCAACGUCAGCGCACACGAGGAAUGUCCGCAGGAGGCCCCAGCACGGAAGCCACAUCGACGAGGUCGAUUCUUGGGGGAGUCUUGAUGACAUCCUCUGCAGUGACGAGUAUGGCGGCGACCGCGCUGAAGCUUGCGAUGAGGAUUCAAGUGGCCGUAGCCCCUCACCGCGAAACGUCCGCCUCUUCACCCCGACGCCGUCGCAGAAAAUCCAUAGCGCGCUGAAACGCAUGCAAGCUGAGAUUCGCAGCUUGCGAGCUAUAAGUGCCGCCCGCGUGGAGCCGGCGCUCCCCAGCGCCCCGAUGGAGCCGGCGUUCCCUACCGCCUCGAUAUUGGAGCCGGGCCUGCACUUGCUCAAGCUUGCCGCCCUCGAAGGCGUCGACCUUGCCAUCCCUCUCGACGAGGUGGAUGUGUCGAUCAAGGUUUACUACAUGUCGCACGGGCACAACGAGUAUCUGCUCGAGCCCUAUCUCGAGCGCAGCUACCCACGGCGCCCCCCACCGUUAGUCCGUCAUGACCCCAACACAAUGCUGUUUACGGUUCCGCCGCUGGAGUUCAUCGUGCACUCGCCGAAAGAAAUGGUCGUGUUCGUGCUGCAGGUGUUUUACCGCGGCCGGCUGCUCUGUUGGGCCACCGUCUUCGCGAAAUCCACCGGCAGCUUCUCGGAGGGCAUUCGCCACAGCUGCUACGACCUCGCCAAGGCCCUGCAGACACCUGGUGGUAUGAUCCCCGAGGCGAGCGUGUCAGGCUACAUCGAGACCGACUCGCUGGACGUUCUGCAGCACGCCGAGUCGGUCCUGAACCGGAGCGCCGUUAGCUUCAGUGCUCGCUCCGGCUCUCCGAUCCCGCAGAGGCAGCAUGCACAGCUACCUGGACUACCACCACUGCCGCCGCCACCUCUAGGACAGCCGCUGCUACCCGGCAUGCCUGGUUGCGAGGGGCCCUUUUUACCGCCCACGUCAGGCGGCAACAUGAUGCUGCUGCAACCGACCAAGGGACCCGUCGCACACUUUAUCCUCCCUCCGCCGACGGGGGUGUCGAUCUUGGAGUGGAACCAAGAAGUGGUGAAGCACCUCAAGAAGAUACAGAAACCCCCGCCGAGCAAGGCCACCGCACCGGCGGCGAAAAAGGGUGGCGCCAACGGUAAGCGUGGCAGCAACUGGAAGCCAGCGUCGCCGCUGGGUCGGCGGCAGGUGAUGAGCAGCAGCAGCAGCGAUAGCAGCAUACAAUCGUUCUCUCCACUUUCCUCCACGAGUAUAUCGCAACCCACCUCCAACAGCAGCCCCUUGAGAGACCCCCCGCUUCCUAUUCACGGCCAGGUCGAGAUCAUCGGAGAAGACAUAAGCAAGUAUCCUCCUGUCAAGAGGCAGCAGCAGCAGCAGCAACGUCGUAGCCACCGUAGUGCCGUGCACUUUGCAAAGGCCGUCUUGAAGGAUGCGUCCACUGGGGAGGUACCCGCGGCAAAGUCGCCUACAAUGCCCAUUCAAAAGCCGCAGGAGGCCGCGAAAGUGUCCACGGUCGCCGUGUUGGCGAAGGAGCCGCUCUCAUCUGAUGUGUCGCCAUCCCAGACGCACACGCCGCCGUCGUCGACGAACGCCUCCAUCGCCACAUUAGCAGCCACGGAAGCCACAGCUGAGAAGCUGCCUGGCAAUCCCAAGUCAGCGAUGGCUAGUACUUUGUCGCCAUGCGUUCCUUCCACAGACAAUCAACCCGCCGCCCCCCAAGCCGCAACACCGCCGCCGGAAACAUGCAAAGUUCCUCGGGAAGACAUCCCACUGGUCGAGCGCAGCCGUCUGCGCGUUUUGACGGACCCGCAGGGCAAUCUUGCGGUGCCGCCAAACUACAAGCUGAACCCCAGCAACCCACCUUGCGUGAACUUCGACAAGCUCUACGCUACAGCCGACCCGCCUGUGAACCCAUGCGUGCUGCUUGGUCUCUCGAAGCCGACAGAUACGCCGCCAGCGACGCUGAAGGUGCCUGGGCACGGCCCGAAUGGAAACACGGUCGAUAUCUUUGUGGACGGUGUAUCUGGCGUCCCGCUCGGCGCGGUGUGCUCGCGUGUGCUGGUGUACAUCACCGACGAGUUGGACCUCGACACCGGUGCCCCUCGGAACCCACUUCACGACCCUCGUGUCUUCAUGCGGAAGCCGGAUCUCAUUGCCUAUCAGAACCUCACCUCGAGCAGCAUCGAGCCCAAGUUUGAGGCGAAGAUGAGCUCCAACGCUGGCGAUCAAACGCACGCCGUCGUCAUUGUGGAAUACAUCAACGGCAGCCAGGAGUCACCCAUCGUGCUUGGCCACUGCUGCUUGCCGAUUAACAAGCGCUUCUUUGCAGGCAACUUCGUGGCGCGCCUGAAGCUCGGCGAUCCCCGUCGCUCGCAGGAGCGGGCCGUUGACGAGAUGCGUUCGCCUGUCCGCAUCUCUGACGAGCAAAAGCGUGCCACGGAGAAGUACAACCAGCUGCAACUGGAGGCAAGCGUCGACUCGCAGGCGCUGCGCAACUUGAUGCCGUUACCAGCAUCCAAGCUUUCGGAGUGUGCACCGCUCGGCUACCUGAUAUGGCGCCUAGAGAGCCCCGACAUGCAGAGCCCCUUCUUCGAAAUGCCGCAGCAAGUGCCUCUGUCACAGCAAGAAGUGCAGCUCUUCGAGGGCCGCAAGAACCACGCGGAUGUGACGCCAAACUCAAAGGGGCUGACGUCGGAGAAGGCGGCCGACGAGGCGUUCAUCGGCUCCGGGACGACGCAGACCGACUCUAUAAGCUGUGUUGCUCCCUUCAGCGAGCAGCGCGGCGCCUUCGUGAAGGUGGAGGGCAUCCGCGGCGUGGGCGACGACGCAGCCAUGUACGUCGUGGUGGUCUACAUGGCCAAGGCGCCGAAGGGACGCCGGGUAUACUACACGAUGAUGCCCGACUGGGCCUCGGACGUUGGUGCACCAAUGUUCAAGGAUCCCCCAUUCGCCUUCCAAGGCAUCCGAUACGACCAAAGAAACGUUACGACGUACAUGCUUCUGAAGCUCUCGAGGUUGGAGAACGCGGCCAACCCGCCGUUGGUGGAGUGCGUCGGGUGGACCAUGCACAAACUCUUCAUAGACGAAGCGCCGGCGCUGCGCCAGGGACGGUAUGUGCUGCCGUGGCUGAAUGGGCCGCUGCCGCCGGCCGUGGUGCAAGAGCUGCUCACCCAGCAGGUCGGCACUGUGUUCCUCACGCGCAUGAACACAAAGGCCAUUGCCUACCUAGAGCCCAAGGCCACACUGACUAUCAGCCAAGGUGACCCGGCGUGCUGCGUGGCGCUCGUGGACAACACGCCCGGUCGUGCGCAGCCGCGUCAGCUACUCGUACCCACCGCUAUCAAGAAUGCCUUUCCCUCCUCCACAUGUGAAGGUAUGGUGGGGUGCACGCUGCGAAGAGCGCAUGAGAAGUGCUUCGGCGGCGGCGACGCGCGAGCCCUGCUGCAGCGCAUGAACAUGGCGGUGCAGGAAUACCUCACUGCAAAAAUGAAAGAACUCGAGGAGCUGUGA
Leishmania mexicana MHOM/GT/2001/U1103 is the source of this 3984-nucleotide messenger RNA. RefSeq lists its product as hypothetical. The transcript has a single exon. The record is from RefSeq and is a predicted model, not a curated record. Bases 1 to 3984 code for a protein of 1327 amino acids. Lineage: Eukaryota; Euglenozoa; Kinetoplastea; Trypanosomatida; Trypanosomatidae.